This is a messenger RNA of Penicillium daleae, 420 nucleotides long. RefSeq names its product huntingtin-interacting protein K. Bases 1 to 420 code for a protein of 139 amino acids. The transcript is spliced from 2 exons. Gene Ontology annotation, biological process: protein stabilization; negative regulation of apoptotic process. The record is from RefSeq and is a predicted model, not a curated record. NCBI's taxonomy places the organism in Eukaryota, Fungi, Ascomycota, Eurotiomycetes, Eurotiales, Aspergillaceae.
AUGUCGGAUUCCAUUCCAUCCGCUACUGCUAACCCGGAUGCGGUGGACCAGCCUCUCCCCGCAAACGCUGAAGACCGCAAGGCCGCUGCCGCUCUCAACUCGCUGAAUACAGAGGGUUUAGCCGGUGAUGCAGCUUCCUCAAAAGGGCCAUCCAGUGCAGAUCAAGAAGCUUUGAGCAGGGCUAUGAGCCGCUUGGAAGUUGCUGCAGGUCAUGAUACUGGCAAGAAGAAGGCGGCGGAGUCUCAGAAGAAAGAGGUGGAGGUGAAGAAGAAGGUUGUUAAGAUCAAUGCGGCUGAUGUUACCCUUCUGGCCGACCAGCUGGAUUUGCCUAAGACUAAGGCAACAGAUCUUCUCAGGGCUCAUGAGGGAAAUGUGACACACGCCAUGAGGGCCUUUAUCAUCCCCUCAAUUCGGAUUUGA